UUACUUAACCCCUCUGGGGUCUGGUUUUCAUCAUUUGGAAACCGUGGCAGGUGACAAAUGAGAACACUGUCACUGUCUUACUCUGAAUGCUGCCAUGUAGUAAGUCAUCUUAAACAGAGCCCAGAGUAUUUCUCCACUCUGACUCCCCUCUCCCCACACGAGCUUUGUCAACUACUUUCUCUCACACCUGUCCUCAACUGCCAGAAUUUUCUCAGGACUGAAGGCUGCUGAUGGUACAUCGUCCUGCCUUCCAGUCCUGCAGCAGGUGAUGAUGUUGCUGCUCCUCUUCCUCUUUUCCUUCUUUUUUCCUUAUUUCUUUUCUCUGCCAAGGUUAAGGAAUUUGGAAAUUAGUAGAAAUGAACAGGACUGCUUAAUUUGCCAAUGGGAUUAAAUCCCUGGAAAUACUCAUUAAUUACAGUUUACUAUUCUAUUUAACAAAAGAUGAAAGGGGGGAUCCUUGUUUGCUUUGUGUUUAAAAAUAAAACAAAAUAAUCUUCAGUGUUAGCUGGGGACAUAGCUCAGUGAUUACCAAAGAAGCACAAGGGCUCAGUCCUCAGUACUGCUGAACACCAAGAGCUCCCCAGAUGAUGGCACUGUUUACUAGGGCUUCUGCUUUUACAUCGCUUUGCCAAUGCUGUGUCAUGUAAGAAGUUUUGGUCCUGUUACAACUGGUUAUUUCCUCAUGAUCUGGAAGUGGUCGGUUUUUCUGACUAUCAUAUGGGUAAUGGGAAAAGGCACAGAUCUGUCCUGAAGAAUGAAACGGAUUUAUAAAUCCAAACGGUGACAUCACUUUGACCAAUCCUAUUUUUCACACCCUUCCUGAUUUUAUUUUGUGUAACCUUUUUGUGUCAAAAUAUGUGGUUCUUUUCAGUGUCUAAAUAUGGCCAGGUUUCUAGCUGCCCACAUUUGUCGGUCCCUACUCUUGAGAACAUUGUUACUGGAAGGGCUCAGCUGCAGUGCGGUGAACUGUUCUAACCCUGCUCAGUGUCAAGCACCCAUUCAACUGUAAACCAGCAACCAGAAUGUCAGGGUUUAGUACCUACUCAGCCCUGUCCACAUUGUAUCAUCUAGCAUGAAAGUUAUCCCACCUUGUCUGCAUUGGAGCUUUCCAUAGCUACGUAGUUGCAAUGACAGUGAGCAUCUUGCAUACUUUGUCAACUCAGGAAGUUACUACCAGUGAAACCCUAAGAACAAAGGCUGGACAUGACAAACACUCAGAGAAAAGCAGAUAUUUUCAAAAGACACUUCAUGAUAGAAAAUGCUUUUGAGGGUGGUGGCAUGCUAUUGUCUGUCACUCUCAGCCUCUGUGGUCGCUGGGCACUGCCUUUGUUUUCUUUUUCUUUUUCUAAAGAUUUUAUUGAUUUAUUUUAUGUAUACGAGUGCUCUAUCUGAAUGUAUGCCUUUAUGCCAGAAGAGGGCACCAGAUGUCAUUAUAGAUGGCUGUGAGCCACCAUGUGGUUUCUGGGAAUCGAACUCAGGACCACUGGAAGAGCAGUCAGGGCUCUUAACCACUGAGCCAUCUCUCCAGCCCUGUUUUCUAUAGACCGCUAAGGGAUGCUGGAGGACUAGGAUAGCUACCUUCAAGUACAAGUUCCAGCAAGAGCAACUCCCCAUACUCUGAGCAGCCUCUGCCUCUGUCUCCUCAGCCUGCAUCUUUCCCCAGGAUGUUAUUAACUAUGCAAAGACCGUUGAGGAGGUUCUUUUCAAGCACUUCAUUCAGACAAAGGUGGACAUCGCCUAUGCCAUCAAGAAGCCUUUCCCUUUCUUUGAAGCCCUCCAAGACCACCACUUCAUCACUGAAGAAAUGUACAAGGAUUCUCAGGAAGCCUGUGAUAAUCUGCUCCCUGUACCCAGAGUGGUGUACAACGUUCUCAAGGGUCUGAAGCAGACUUUCCACCCUUCACUGCUACUGACAUUGUUCAGUCAAGUCAACCUAAGCGAAUACCCCAGCCUAGGAGCAGUUUUCAGAAGCUUCGAAAAUGGAAUGUCCAAGGAUGACACUUUAGAUUUUCUCUUUCCUACACUUCUUGUGACCUGUGGGAAGGCCAAAGGAAUUUUGUUCAAGCAGAAAAUGAGGCAAGGAUCCUCAGUAAAAUGCAUUCAAAAUCUAUCAGGUGAUUGGCUCACUCCAAAGAAAUUUUUAAGGGAAGGGAAAAGGUCCAAGUCAAAAGACUGGGAGAGGGAUAUACAGUGCAAGCAGAAGACAAUGAGAUUCCUGGAGCAGAACGGACUUCUCUGAACCUCCAAUAGGAACUUCAAGAAGAGCAUGACUAGCAGAUGAAAUCCCGAUACAUGCUCAGCUGCUGUGUCACAUACCGAGGCCUCUGAUCUUUGCCUUCAAGCUCCCUCAUGUUCCUGCUCUGAGGCCCUUCCUGUUCGGGCAAGUCAACCCAUCACAGCUGGUCCAGCACUGGGGUACCAGCUCACAAUGCUGUACACAUUGUUCACAGGUGAUUUGCAAUGGAAAAGUACAUGCAUCUUGGAAAUUAUAGACAAAGCUGCUGGUGUCUGUGUGCCUUAGAAAAUGAUGUUGAUAUUAGGAUGAGUAUAAACUAAAGGUGCAGAAAUAGAAGGAUUUAAUGCAAGGAGCAAAUAUGCUCAAUGCUACACACUUAUUGCUUGUAGCACCCAUGUCAAGUGCAGUGCUUCAAAUGAGCUUUGUCUGCAGUGCCUCCCUCCCACUCCAGGGCAAAUGAUAAUCACCUGUCAGCUGCACCAACUGUCUCCAGGUUAGAGUUCUUCACUUUGGUGUUAUCUGCGAGCUCCUUUCAGAUGAGACCUUACAGAGGCGAUGCUUUUUCUCCUUCUAGCCCAGGAUACUGGCCUGACCCUUGGCUAAUUUCAUUUAAAGUUUAAAGCAAAGGUACCCAGUGCCACUUAUAACAGAAACCGUACUUCUUCCAUGCUGAUUGAAAGACACUGGGGGCUGGAGAGAUGGUAAAGAAGACUGGCUACUCUUACAGAGGUCCUGAGUUCAAUUCCAGCAACACCAUGGUGGCUCACAACCAUCUGUAAUAAGAUCUGGUGUACUCUUCUGUACUGCAGGAUACAUUCAG
Molecule: messenger RNA, 3056 nt
Organism: Alexandromys fortis (reed vole)
Lineage: Eukaryota; Metazoa; Chordata; Mammalia; Rodentia; Cricetidae
Product: sp110 nuclear body protein-like
Exons: 5
Coding region: 1805-2239 (144 amino acids)
Biological process (GO): regulation of transcription by RNA polymerase II
Cellular component (GO): nucleus
Molecular function (GO): DNA binding; DNA-binding transcription factor activity, RNA polymerase II-specific
Source: RefSeq, a predicted model, not a curated record